Molecule: messenger RNA, 4565 nt
Organism: Dama dama (fallow deer)
Lineage: Eukaryota; Metazoa; Chordata; Mammalia; Artiodactyla; Cervidae
Product: phospholipid-transporting ATPase IH-like
Exons: 11
Coding region: 200-1126 (308 amino acids)
Biological process (GO): phospholipid translocation
Cellular component (GO): recycling endosome; trans-Golgi network; plasma membrane
Molecular function (GO): ATPase-coupled intramembrane lipid carrier activity
Source: RefSeq, a predicted model, not a curated record
CCACCGUCCUGGCCGCUGCCCCGCUAACCCUCCCCCUCCUCCCCUCCCCUCCCCCAGGCCGGGGAGGAGGGGCGUCCGCGCACCUGCGGGUGGAGGACCGGGCCCGGAGGCCAUCCCGCGGCAGAUUGUUAAGUUAAUCAAGUUGUCCAAAGAGCACCCUAUCACCUUGGCGAUCGGCGACGGCGCAAAUGAUGUCAGCAUGAUCCUGGAGGCCCACGUGGGCAUCGGCGUCAUUGGGAAGGAAGGUCGUCAGGCUGCAAGAAACAGUGACUACGCAAUACCCAAGUUUAAGCAUUUAAAGAAGAUGCUGCUUGUUCAUGGGCAUUUUUACUAUAUUCGAAUAUCCGAGCUUGUGCAAUACUUCUUUUAUAAGAAUGUCUGCUUCAUUUUCCCUCAGUUUUUAUACCAGUUCUUCUGUGGAUUUUCACAGCAGACUCUGUAUGACACUGCCUACCUGACGCUCUACAACAUCAGCUUCACCUCCCUCCCCAUCCUGCUCUACAGCCUGAUGGAGCAGCACGUCGCCACGGACACGCUCAAGAGGGACCCUGCCCUCUACAGGGACAUCGCCAAGAACGCGCUCCUGCGCUGGCGCGUGUUCAUCUACUGGACGCUCUUAGGCUUGUUCGACGCGCUGGUAUUUUUCUUCGGUGCUUACUUCAUGUUUGAAAACACGACUGUGACCAGCAACGGGCAGGUGUUUGGAAACUGGACGUUCGGGACCCUGGUUUUCACAGCCAUGGUGUUCACAGUCACCCUGAAGCUGGCGCUGGACACCCACUACUGGACCUGGAUAAACCACUUUGUCAUCUGGGGGUCGCUGCUGUUCUACGUCGUCUUUUCCCUCCUCUGGGGAGGAAUCAUCUGGCCCUUCCUCAGUUAUCAAAGGAUGUACUACGUGUUCAUACAGAUGUUGUCCAGCGGCCCCGCCUGGCUGGCCAUCGUCCUGCUGGUCACCGUCGGCCUGCUGCCCGACGUCCUCAAGAAGGUGCUGUGCAGGCAGCUGUGGCCAAGCGCCACCGAACGAGUGCAGAGGAGCCCGAGCCGCCCAGCCCCGGCCAACGCCGCGCCGAGCCCCGACCGGCCGCUGCUGACGGACCCCGAGCCCCGGCCGAGGCGCGAGUAGCAGGAGGAUAGACCUCGCGCUCCGUGUCAGGACCACCUCUGGGGAGUUACCCACUUGCUUCUCUGUAGUCUCCAGCCCCAGGCAGCGCCCUGGAAGGCAGGGAACGCGGGGCCCCUCCUGCUCCGUCUCUCCCACCCGCGGCCCCAGGGGCGACCACACGCAAGGGUCCAGCCGCGAAGGGCCGCGUGGCGUGUGCUGCUCUUGCGGCCGGAAGAGCAGGAAGACGGGACAGGCGUCCCCGAGUGGCGACCGGGAAGGACACGCACGAGCCCGCUACCCUCCCUGGCCCCGUGGCGAGGGGAGGACUUCUGCUCGGGGGUCUCGGUCCGCUCCAGGCACGGCCACCACACCAGGACCUCCGGGGAGCAUGGCUAAGCCUCGCAGGCGGGGGUCCGGUCUGCUCCGUCCUCCCAAGCCUGACACCUCUGCUUUCGGAGCGGCCGGCGGACACCCCAGGACCGGCCCCCCGCCCGGUCCACGGCUGCCGUCCAGACCUGCGCGUGGUGGCGCUGACCGCGGGGCGAGUCUGGCCCGACCCCGCCCCUCCGGGGGAGGUGCUGCCCGCGUGCCCAGGGAGCCCCCUCUCUGUCCCCCGCUGCCUCUAGGGGGGCCUGGCCCGUAAGGCACAAGCUCCGAGAGGUGCCCCUUCCCGCUCCGAGGGCGCAGGCGCGGUUUGCUGUUGUGGGAAGGGUGUUUCGGGGUUUGCGGGGACGCGUGGGGUCUGGGUGCCGGGGGCCGGCCUCUGCUGCGGUGCUCAGACCCCCACGGGGAGCGGCCUCUCGGGCGCGUGGGCCCCCAGAUCCGUGCCGGGCUCAGGGUCGCCGGGGCGGCCCGGGAAACCCAAGAGCAAUGCCGCCGCCCGCACGCCGCCCGCAGGCAGCUGCGCGGUAAACCCUGUCGCUCUCCUGUAACGGAAUCUCCGUUUCUAGAAAUAACCCGUUCGACGUAGCCUUAAAGGUCCGUAAGGAAAACAUUUCAGUUUGAGGUUCAAACUUCAGAAGGUACAACAGACAGCGUUUUAGGGGAGGGUCACCCGGAAGCCAAGCGCUGCCCCCGCAGGCCGCCCUGUGGGCCGAGGCCCGUGCUGAGCCCGCCGGGUCCGCCCCCGCGUCGCCCGGACCGCGUGGUUCGCUGGGGUGGUGCUCACCUGGGAGAGCCUGAUUUGACCGAGGGGAGGAGCUGACCGCAGGAACAGGGUACCCAGGUGGCGCGGAGGAAGCAGGACGCAUACCAAAGAGUGGGGUGAGGGCCGCGGGGGUGAGGCUGGGGUGGGGGCGUCCUCCCGAGGCCCCGCCCCCUCGCUGUUCCUCAGGCCCGCGGCCUGCGUGUGGCCCACACUAGACCCUGCAAGCAGCGGUGUGUGCGUUUUUACAGCCGUUUUUAAGAACCUAAAAUGGGUAUAAAUGUCAUACCUGUGGGGGGCAGAUUCUCUGUAUGUUUAGUUAACAAAUUCUUUGUAAUGUAUUUUUUUAGAGAUCUUAAAAUUGCCUUUGCACUGAAGUAUUUUCAUAGCUGUUUAUAUCUCUUUUAUUCCUUUAUUUGUUAACGUACCAUAUCUAAUUUUUAAAGUAUGUUUUUAAAGCUUUUAUUUUUUAAGUUGAAGACAUUUUGGCCACUUUACAUUUAAAUUCUGAUGAACGUUUUGGCUGAAUGUCUCAAUAUCUGAUGAAUGUGAAUUUUCAGAUUUGACUUUAUUCUCUGCACCUGUUUUGUUUUUGGUGUUUCUGGCAGUAGCGAGUAGUUACAAGGCAUAGAGUCUGAUCAUUUGCUCUGCUCUUUCUUCACCAUUCAUUGCAAUUUCAUCUGCUUUUUGUUUAGUUUUUAGUUUCUAGCCUUCAGCCUUAAAAUAGGAGCUUCUUGACGGUUCGCUGUCUCCUUUCUGCCUGUAUCCAGACGGUUAUCACUUACCUCGGAUAAUUCAAGUCUCCUUAGGACAGUUACUGACCAUUACACGCCCCAGUACGUCUUCUUAAAAUUGUUUGGGAAGUUCCUAAGUGCGCCUGAAAAUGUGAGAUGGACCAGGGGCAUGAGACCAGAGGCCGGAGAGGGACGGGGAACCAGGGAAGGGACAUUUCAGACAAGACAGUGUGGCUCCCACCUGGCGGUGGGCAGUGCUUACUCGCCUUAAACUGACCUUAGAGCAAGUAAUUUAAGCAUCUUCCUUGGUUUUGAAAAUCUUACAGCUGCACAAUAACCACGUAUUAACAUUUCCCCCGUUGGUCCGGAUGUCUGGUUCCCGACCGCCACGCCACCCCCCAGAGCUAGCUGUCUGUGCGGCCACUCCACCGGAGGAGACCCGCCCUCGGGACCACCGCCAGACCCUCCCAGCUGCAGCCACGUCCCGGCUGGGAGAAGAGACGCUCUCUCGGCCACUCCUGUUAGAACCCCAGUCAGCCCAUUCCCGUGCCCUUAACUCCACGGGCGGACAUAGACCAAACGACCCCCAGAGGCGCGGCCCGGAGAGGCUCGCUGGGGGCGGAGCUUCCGCAGCGACAGGUCGCAGCCGCCUAGUAGCCUUGUGAGACUUUGCAGCUUGAACUUACAGCAAUGCCUCGCACACAGUUUAACUAUUCUUAAAUUCAUGGGCAUCAACCAAAAGUUCAGGGCAACCUAAGGGAAGUUUCCAGCCUUUUUCUUUAAAACCACUAAGUUCAUCUGUUUUGCACUGAUUAUGAAUAACCUGAUGCAACCACUUCUGCUUAUCUUAAUUAAUGGUAUUUAUUUAACAACUCAGUGUAACAGCUUGGUAUGCACUUUCUUUUGGAAGUUUCCCAUUUCUAACUUUAAAAACAGGAAAAAUGUCAGCUGGCAAAUGCAUUCAUUCUGUUGUCAUUUUUUUUUAAUAAGUUAAAGGGUAGAUGAAUGGGGGUGAGAAUCGUUUUGAUGUCUAUAAACAAAGCUUUAAUGAAGAUGUGUUGGAGUAUUAUUAAAGUGUGAUUCUACUUUUGCAGAAAAAAUCUAAAGAUCAGUUUAUAUAGCUUUAUUUUUUACCUUAUCAAAAUAUACAGAAUUUUAAUAUGCAUAUAUUGUCUCUGACUUAAAAUUAUGUGCGUCUGCAUUGCUGUUUAAAAUGUUCAUUAUGUAAUGUGAUAAAAGAGAAUCUUCAAAAAUAUAUUUAACACAAAUGUAUCUAUAGGUAUUGUCAUCAUAAAUACUGGAAUUUAUUUUUAAAUUAUUGAAUAUAGUAGGUGUGUUUAAGAUAAUAAAUCAACCUCUGAACAGUAAUGUUUAAUUGAUAAUUUAUUAAUCUGCUUUGAAAAAUUAAAUGGUGAAUUAAACCAAAUCUUAAAUUUCUGUAAAAUUUAUUUUGUAUGCUACUGUUUUUAACUUUUAUUUCUGUAGAUAAAGUAUAUCUUCAUAAUAUUAAUUAUGAUUGGACUUUUCUGCAGAAUAUCUAGGCAGGAGACCUGAAUCUGCUUGCAAUAAAGAAGAAAAAGUU